AUGGCGUCACGGUUGCUGCUCCGGCUCCGCACCUUCCGCCGGGCUCCUCCUUCUCCGGCGCUUCCUCGCCUCGCCGGCGCUGGCGGUCUCCACCAUCGCUCGCCGCUGGAGGUGCGGCAUCAUCUUCAUGUCAUGUUGCCGCCGAGAGUAGCAGCCAACGGCAGGCGGUGGUUUGGAGGAGGAUCACAUGCCCAUUCGUGGUCGUCUUCCAAGUCAAAGCCACUCGGCCGCCUCAUCGUUGGGAACGUGAUCUCCGCCGCGUCCUUCUCCGCCGCCGGCCUUCUCACUGCCAACAAGAAGUCAGACAAGGAAUCGCCGCCAAUGGGGCCAAAUAACCAUGGAAGCAACAAGGACAAGAGGAACUGCACCGACGCUCUUAUCGCCAUCAAUUUCCUGGUUCACCUGGUGGACGUAGCAACAAAACGAAAGCUAUGUAUGCUGGGAGCUAAGAUUGGUGCAAAAGCAGUUUAUAUGUGGAGGCACCGGGAGUUUGUGGACAAGGCAAAUGAAACUCUAGUGGAUAUUGCACUUGUGGUUCUCAUUAAUCUGGCAAUUGGCCUCUUCUUAAAGCACGACAUUGACAACUGUGGACAUUUGGGAGGCUUGCUUGGGGGAGCGGCAGUCGAAUGGUUUGUAGGUCCACAUUGGAAGAAGCAUGCUGGGCCGUAUGCACGGGAGGCAUUCCAAGAUAGGGCACCCCUUGUUUGGUUCACGAACAGUUAG
This is a messenger RNA of Aegilops tauschii subsp. strangulata, 723 nucleotides long. RefSeq lists its product as uncharacterized. Gene Ontology annotation, cellular component: membrane. The record is from RefSeq and is a predicted model, not a curated record. NCBI's taxonomy places the organism in Eukaryota, Viridiplantae, Streptophyta, Magnoliopsida, Poales, Poaceae. Gene Ontology annotation, molecular function: serine-type endopeptidase activity.